UCUUGGGACUUGAGAUAUAAAUAUAUGCAUAGAUAAAAAGAUCAACCAAGAUACAUCCACACUAAAAAAGAUGUCAGAUAAUGCUAGUAGGGUUGUUGAAGAUGAAGAAAAUGGCUAUGGAGGAAGAAAAGUCCAACCAUUUGCCUCUACACCACGGCCAGAUAUGGACAAAACUGAAGGGAAGAAGCAUCAUCCCACUACAUUAAGCAGAAUUUUGGGCUUCGAAGACCUUUCUUCUUUACAUGUAUGGAGGGCAUCUUUAGCAGAGGCUCUUGGCACAGCAUCCCUUGUGUUUGCAAUGGAUACCAUAGUCAUCUCCUCCUACGAAACCGAAACCAAAACACCAAACCUUAUAAUGUCAGCUUUAAUCGCUAUAACUGUUACAAUUCUCCUCAAUGCAACAUUUCCCAUCUCGGGUGGACAUAUCAAUCCUGUAAUCACCUUGUCAGCUGCCUUCACAGGCCUUGUCUCUCUUUCACGGGCUGCCAUAUACAUCUUAGCACAGUGUCUCGGAGGCAUACUGGGUGCACUAGCACUAAAAGCUGUGGUAAACAGCACCAUAGAGAAAACAUUUUCACUUGGAGGUUGUACUCUAAGCAUUGUUGCACCAGGGCCACAUGGGCCUAUUGUCAUCGGCCUCGGAACAGCCCAGGCUCUUUGGCUGGAGAUAAUUUGUACAUUUGUUUUCCUUUUUUCUUCAAUCUGGGUGGCAUUUGACAAACGCCAAGCCAAACCCCUGGGAAGAGUCAUUGUUUGCAGUAUAAUUGGACUGGUUGUUGGUCUUCUUGUGUUCAUUUCUACAACAGUGACUGCAACCAGAGGUUAUGCAGGGGUUGGGAUGAACCCAGCAAGGUGUUUCGGUCCAGCAAUUAUUAGAGGUGGUCACCUGUGGAAUGGGCACUGGGUGUUUUGGGUUGGGCCUAUCGUUGCUAGUAUAGCAUUUGCUGUGUACACCAAGAUAGUUCCAAGCGCUGAGGUCCAUGCAUAAGGCGAAAAAAGCUGUCUUCGUCAAUAAAAUGAAGAGGCUUUAAAUGAUGUAAGAUGGUAUCUUUAAAAUGGCCUCAGGAUUAGGAAGGAAUGCUUGUUUAUGAUGUUACAGAAAUAAUGCCCAAUUACGCUUGCUGUUAGGCUUUCAUUUCUGGUCUUAAAAAGUGCUGAUAUUUUGCACCAGAAA
Hevea brasiliensis (rubber tree) is the source of this 1174-nucleotide messenger RNA. RefSeq lists its product as uncharacterized. Gene Ontology annotation, molecular function: channel activity. Gene Ontology annotation, cellular component: membrane. The coding region runs from base 71 to 988 and encodes 305 amino acids. Gene Ontology annotation, biological process: transmembrane transport. The transcript has 3 exons. NCBI's taxonomy places the organism in Eukaryota, Viridiplantae, Streptophyta, Magnoliopsida, Malpighiales, Euphorbiaceae. The record is from RefSeq and is a predicted model, not a curated record.